UGGAGACGUAGAGGAAGAAGAAGCAGACCCGAAAGUACCUGCACUGGUUUUCAGAUUUUGCAGUCUAUCAAAUAAAGCGAAAAACGAGUAAAAAUUCAGACAUAAGAAACAAAUCUCUGUCUUUCUUUUUCUAGUCUCCUGAAAAAAAAAACAAGAGAAAGAAAAAGACAGCAGAGGAGAGAGAGAAAAGCUGCAUUUUUUUUUAAUCCUUGUGUUCUUGCUUGAUCUACCAUUGCCGCCGACAAAACGUGAAGAAUCAAGCUUCUUCCUGAGAUUGGUUUAUGUUAGUUGUUGAUUCCUGGUUUGAUUCAAAAAACAAUGAAGCACUAAUCUCUGAUUCUUGAGGGAAGUAAAGAUCAUCAAAGAUGGCUCGAGGUAGGAUAAGAUCAAAGCUGAGACUAAGCAAUCUCUAUACAUUUGGAUGUCUUAGACCCAAUACACUUGAAGGUGAAGACUCUCCACACCCACUCCACGGUCCAGGCUUUAGCAGGACAGUGUUCUGUAACCAACCUCACAUGCACAAGAAGAAGCCUCUGAGAUACCGUUCUAACUACGUCUCUACAACUAGGUACAACCUCAUAACAUUCUUCCCCAAGUCCCUUUACGAACAGUUCCACCGCGCUGCGAAUCUCUACUUCCUUGUAGCUGCUAUCCUCUCGGUGUUUCCUCUCUCUCCGUUCAACAAAUGGAGCAUGAUUGCUCCCUUGGUGUUCGUUGUUGGGCUGAGUAUGAUGAAAGAGGCUUUGGAAGAUUGGCGUAGGUUUAUGCAAGACGUGAAGAUUAACGCUAGGAAGACGUGUGUUCAUAGGAGUGAUGGUGUGUUUCGUCAGAGGAAGUGGAAGAAGGUUAGAGUUGGAGAUGUUGUGAAAGUGGAGAAGGAUGAGUUCUUCCCUGCUGAUUUGCUUCUUCUGUCGAGUAGUUACGAGGAUGGGAUUUGUUACGUUGAGACUAUGAACUUGGAUGGUGAAACGAAUUUGAAAGUGAAGAGGUCUUUGGAAGCUUCAUUGACAUUGGAUGAUGAUGAGUCUUUUAAAAACUUCAUGGGGACUAUAAGAUGUGAAGAUCCGAACCCAAGUCUCUACACCUUCGUUGGAAACUUAGAGUAUCAACGCCAAACGUUUCCUCUGGAUCCAAAUCAGAUUCUGUUAAGAGACUCAAAGCUUAGGAACACAGCUUAUGUAUACGGAGUUGUUGUCUUUACAGGUCAUGAUACUAAAGUGAUGCAGAACUCAACAAAGUCACCUUCCAAGAGAAGCAGAAUUGAGAGGACAAUGGAUUACAUCAUCUACACACUUCUUGUCUUACUCAUCUUGAUCUCUUGCAUCAGCUCAUCAGGUUUUGCUUGGGAGACAGAGUUCCACAUGCCUAAUAUGUGGUACUUGCGACCUGAUGCGCCUGAGGAUCUAACAAACCCUAUAAGUCCGGUCUAUGCUGGUGUGGUCCAUCUCAUCACUGCUCUGUUGCUUUAUGGAUAUUUGAUACCAAUCUCUCUUUAUGUCUCCAUAGAGGUUGUCAAAGUCUGGCAAGCAAGUUUUAUUAAUCAAGACUUGCGGAUGUAUGAUGAUGAGAGUGGGGUUCCUGCACUGGCCCGGACAUCUAAUCUCAACGAAGAGCUUGGUCAGGUUCAUACUAUCCUUUCUGACAAGACAGGGACUUUGACAUGUAACCAGAUGGAUUUCUUGAAAUGUUCCAUUGCUGGUACUUCUUAUGGUGUGCGUUCCAGCGAAGUGGAGGUAGCUGCUGCUAAGCAGAUGGCUGUUGAUCUUGAAGAGCAUGGAGAGAUACCAAGUACUACUCCUCAGUCUCAGACUAAAGUGUAUGGUACAUGGGACAGUAGCCGCACGACGCAUGAGAUUGAGGUGGAAAGUGGAGGAGAUGGUAACUAUAAUAACAAUCCUAGAGUUCCUAUUAAAGGGUUUGGUUUUGAGGAUAACAGGCUCAUGAAUGGGAACUGGUUAAGGGAGUCACAACCUAAUGACAUCUUGCAGUUCUUCCGCAUAUUAGCCAUUUGUCACACAGCUAUUCCGGAGUUGAACGAGGAGACUGGCAAGUACACUUAUGAAGCAGAGUCACCUGAUGAAGCUUCUUUUCUUGCUGCUGCUAGAGAGUUUGGUUUUGAGUUCUGCAAGAGAACUCAGUCAAGUGUGUUCAUCCGUGAGAGAUUCUCUUCUUCAGGGCAGAUCAUUGAGAGGGAGUAUAAAGUUCUGAAUCUGUUGGAAUUCACAAGUAAAAGAAAGAGAAUGUCAGUGAUUGUAAGGGAUGAAGAAGGACAGAUUCUUCUACUAUGCAAAGGAGCAGACAGCAUUAUCUUUGACCGGUUGGCGAAGAAUGGGAAGACAUACUUGGGACCUACCACUAGACACUUAACUGAGUAUGGAGAAGCUGGGCUUCGUACACUUGCACUUGCUUACAGAAAGCUUGAUGAGGAGGAAUAUACAGCGUGGAACACUGAGUUUCUUAAGGCCAAAACUUCAAUAGGAUCUGAUAGAGAUGAGCUGCUUGAGGCAGGAUCGGAUAUGAUUGAAAAAGAUCUUAUCCUUGUAGGUGCUACUGCUGUGGAGGACAAACUUCAGAAAGGGGUUCCUCAAUGCAUAGAUAAACUUGCUCAAGCAGGUCUCAAGCUAUGGGUUUUAACUGGGGACAAAAUGGAAACAGCAAUCAACAUUGGAUUUGCUUGUAGUUUACUUAGGCAAGGCAUGAAACAGAUCUGCAUAACAUCAAUAAAUCCAGAUGGAGGAUCCCAAGAUUCGAAAAGGGCGGUGAAAGAGAACAUUUUGAAUCAACUCACUAAAGCUGUACAAAUGGUGAAGCUAGAGAAGGAUCCACAUGCUGCGUUUGCUCUGAUCAUUGAUGGGAAAACAUUAACUUAUGCAUUGGAGGAUGAUAUGAAGUAUCAGUUCUUGGCUUUGGCAGUUGAUUGUGCAUCAGUCAUUUGCUGUCGUGUAUCUCCCAAGCAAAAGGCUUUGGUUACAAGGCUGGUUAAAGAAGGAACCGGAAAAACCACAUUGGCAAUUGGUGAUGGUGCAAAUGAUGUUGGGAUGAUUCAAGAAGCUGACAUUGGUGUAGGGAUUAGUGGCGUUGAAGGCAUGCAGGCUGUUAUGGCUAGUGAUUUCUCCAUUGCGCAGUUUCGGUUCUUGGAAAGAUUACUCGUCGUCCAUGGACACUGGUGCUACAAAAGAAUAGCUCAAAUGAUUUGCUAUUUCUUCUACAAGAACAUAGCAUUUGGUCUCACUCUCUUCUACUUUGAAGCUUUCACUGGAUUUUCCGGACAAUCAGUGUACAACGACUACUACUUAUUGCUCUUCAAUGUUGUCCUUACCUCAUUGCCAGUGAUUGCCCUUGGAGUCUUUGAACAAGAUGUUUCCUCCGAGAUCUGCUUACAAAAGUAA
Molecule: messenger RNA, 3389 nt
Organism: Eruca vesicaria subsp. sativa (arugula)
Lineage: Eukaryota; Viridiplantae; Streptophyta; Magnoliopsida; Brassicales; Brassicaceae
Source: the annotation of a GenBank genome assembly